Messenger RNA from Pocillopora meandrina, 6687 nucleotides. The record is from the annotation of a GenBank genome assembly. NCBI's taxonomy places the organism in Eukaryota, Metazoa, Cnidaria, Anthozoa, Scleractinia, Pocilloporidae.
AUGUUUUGGAAAGUCUCUUUUAGAGAGCGAGAUGAUAUUCCUGAGGACAUCUUUAAAAGAACUGGACUCAAAGAGAUCACUGAAGAUAAUGAAUACAUCUCCAGAUAUGACCUAACAUAUUUGACGCCUUGUUUUUAUAAACUUAGAUGUAAGGUGAGUGCGAACAAUUUCUUCCUAUUUACGUUUUACAACCGACGAGUGUGUUACGCUCGUCUGUUUCUUUUUCACUUCGAAUAUUGUUUGCGUUUAAUUCCUUUCUUUUCCCCCUCCGUGGCACAUGGGUAUAUCAAAAAAGAAAUUCCCCUUUGAUGAAGUUUCGCUCCGUUUUGUCGACGUACAUAAACUCUCCUAAAGUGCAUCGUUUGCCAAAAAGUGAACCCAUAACGUUAUGACUACUAGCCAGGCAGUGGCUCAUGCUUCACGUGCUGUGUUUUUCUUUCUUAUAAAACAGGUGUGGGUGGCAAAAAGUAGCGUAAAGAAAAAGCUGGAUGAUAUACCAAUCCCUUUUAGUGACGUAAAGAAUGUAUUGGAAGAGAUUCAGUUUGAAGAUGAAACGACGCAAUCACACUGUCGUGGAUGGCUGGUAUUUAAAUCUCGAAAAUAUUUACAGACCGACAUUCUUUUCCCUGGCUGCGAGCUAGACUGCAGGUUUACCAUGCGUGAGCGAAGAGGCAAGUCUAACAAUUUUUGUUUGGUCUUUGUCUUUAUAAAACGCACGUCUCCUUGUUUCACUUUUCACUCUCCACCUACUCCCCCCCUCCUUCUCUCCUCUCCCUCUCACCUAUCCACAACUAAAUUUUCAGUAAAACAUCAUUUCUGUUGUUUAAUUUCUCUUAAAGAGCAAGAAUGUCAUCUUUAUACUUUCUGUUCAAUAAGCUUUUGCAAAUUCCCCUUUUGGUUGGAAAGUAAAGUUUCCGCCUAUCCUGGCUGAAGGGUCCCUUUACCCCUAUGGAUACCCAAGUCCAAGUAAGAGCUUUGCUAAAUCAUGAAGUGCUUGCAGCACAGUUUAUGGGAUUUAAAAAUGCAUCGGUUCAAUAUAAAUAUUUCACUAAACUAGGUCAAUUUUAUUGAUUUCGGUUAACAAUUUUAUGUAAAAUUUGUCUCGCUACAGAUCGUACUGCUAUCAGAGGAGACGUACCCGAAAUCGAAGUGAGACGUGCUUUGUCUGCAUACCUUUCUCGAUUAACUUUGACAGAUAAGGAUGCCUUCGGAUUACUUCUUCCAGAUCACGAUUUCCCCGAAGGAUUCCACUUACUCCAUAAGCGAUGUUGCAAGAGAAAAAUGUACAGCACGCGUGCAGGAUUCUUUGCCAUACUUUCUCAGGAGGAUUCGUGGUCCAUUGACUUCUCAGGAAAUGAAACAAGCAGAGAAUCGGUAAUAAUGAAUGUUUAACGGUUGCAAAUGGCAUAGUUGUAUAAAAAAUGAUCGGUAUGUUGAGCAAAACAACUCAAUUUCCAGUCUUUCUAAUUCUCUCCUUUUCUUGUGGAAAUGGACAGACUGACCUCCACUUACAUAGCGAAGAGUGCGACAAACUUCUAAGUAGCACAGAUUGGCAACCGGAAACCAUAGUUCAGAAACUGCCCGAAUUGAUUCAAUUUGUAAAGGAAAUUCAAGACUUUGUUGUACGGGAAAUGAAAGGAAAUGGAUCCACGAGAACAGGUGAGGAAACAAAUCUUUCUUUCAUGUACUUGUAAUAAAUCGGCAUGAGUUGUUAUCCCCACUGCAUUUUCUUCUUCUAACGUCGGAUAAAUUUAACGUGGCCAAUUAUUAGAAGUUAAGAGUUAUGAUGAAGACCACUUUAAAAAUGGAUACGUUUUCUAUACAUAUUGCCAAUUCAAGUAAUAAUGCGCCGGGAACGCGUCUACAUGCCUCUUAACAAAGUCGUCAAUUUAUACUUCUCCCCAUUACCUAAUCGAUCCAAUGUAUUAGAGGAAAUAUACCCUGUUUGCAUUAAAAAUAGAACUCGAUGGAUUGGUUGAUUAUUUGGUUUUGUUUGUUUGCAUGUUAUCUAUUUCUUGUUGGUUUAAUUCACUUUAAUUUCGUCUUGAUAGUUGAGAUUUAUUAAUGUGUGUUUCUCGACUGCCAUAUUUACAGUUCCUCCAGAGAUUCGUGCUCGUGGUCCUUUAGCUUUGGAAGCCUACAACAAUGCACUGGCCGAAGGUCAAGCUUGUGUCAAGAGAGUGCCUCUAAUGAUAGUUGGACAAGAUCGGGCUGGUAAAACCAGCGUGAAGAAGUCAUUGAAAGGGAUUUGCUUCAACCCUGAUGAAGAUAGCACCCUGGGAAUUGAGGUCGAUCGCUAUGAUUUUAAAGUAACCACCGAAAUAUGGAAGACAGGAGAAAUAGAUGAGGAGGCCAACAUUGAUACCACAGUUACUUCAUUUGAGCAUAGUGCAGCACGGUGGAUUGCAGAAAAAUUGACAAUGCAUGAAAAAAUUGCUGAAGUAAAACAAACAAGCUCAACCGAGUCAGCUGGCUAUGAUUUUGAAGAAAUUGACGACGCAAAGGAAGGGGAACCCUAUGAGACUUUAAGUGACGCGAACCUUUUAGAAUCAUCCAUAAAUCCAGCAUCAACCAAUACCACCGACGAUGAACCUAAUUUAUCAACGAGAGAAGUACGAGACCCUAAAGAAUUAGAACCAGAAGAAGCCUCUCAGUAAGGGAAAAUCUAAAGUGAUUAUGACUUGCGUUUACGAGGCCUUUAUACGCAAGUACCACUGAUAAAAUUUAUGACCUUUUGAACUGCAGAACAAUACCCUCAAUUAGUGAAUGGCCCGUCCCCGUUUAUUUUUGAACGUCGUUGCGUGAGCGGAUAAAAAAAAAAGCAAAUCUACGAGAAACGUGAGCGCGCGCAAGGAAGGGAGUCGUUUCGAAAAAAAAUCAAAGUGCUCUGUGAGCAAACUCGUGAAUUGACACAUGAUUUUUUAGAUUAUGUUUAAUGUUAUCUGGUUUAGGGAAUUUUGUGGUUGAUUGUCAUAUCUAGAGUACCAGCAGUAGUUCAGUGUUCGCUAAUGUAGCAAAGAAACAAAGUAACGUUGGGAUAAGAAGGCAUUACAAUUGAAAUGAUCAUGCUAUUACAUUUGACAAGGUGGAUGAUGUCAUGUGUUUUAAACGUCUAUCAUUUUUGUUUCUGGUUCAAAAGAAAAGGUUGGAAGUAAAUGUGGGUGAAAAGUGAAAUUUACUGUCUUUCGUUGUAAAUAUUAGAAAAUCAAGGCAAUACUGUCUUAAUGAAAACAUUAACGAUUCCCUCUUUAUCAAAUGAGACAAACGGGAACGAGUUUUGAGUGAUAUAACUAAGCCAAGCCUGCCACCGUCAUUUUGGAUCUCCGCCUGGGUAGAUUUAAGUCACGUGCUAGGCAACGUAUAAUCAAUAACAAGAUAGUAUUUCAUUUCAGGCCUAUUUAUCAAUUUUGUGGUGUGUAACUUUCGCAUUUUAGUACGUUGUAUGUAUGUUGAAUCUUCAAAUUGUCUUGAAACUUAAAAGAAAAUUGUUCUUUAAAAAUUCACUGAAAAUCGGUAGCUAAAAUUGUUUGUUUAGGUGUUAUUUGAUUUUCUUGUUAACUUGUUAUUUCGUCAGUCGCCGGCAUCUUCUGUUGCUUCACACAGGAAAAACACACGCGACGAAACGUAAUGAUCAAUUUUGUCCUCAAUCUCACGCUAUAACAGAAAAAGCUUUUGAACAUCUGUAAACUCCGAGCACUUCGCAGUGAUAUUUUCAAUGAAUCUUCGGAUUUUUUUCAAGUUCAAGGAUUGUAAAUUACAAUUCUAUGAAAAACGAAGGUUGUUCUGUUAUUUCAGUGUGAAUCCUUGCAUGCCUGCCAGUCGCUGGCGCCGCUUGUUGAAACUAAAACGAAAAAAAAAAACUCUUUUAAGAUUAUCAUUGGCUUCUUUUUCACUCCACCACUAUUUUUAGCAACAAAGGUCGCCAUUUCGUCUGUUUAUUGCUCGCCAAAAACUAUAAAAUGCACUCAAAAGCCUAAAAUCUAAAAAAAGUUUACAGGAAUCGACCAAUCGAGCGAGCGAGCGAAUGCUAUUCCCCACAUCGUAACUAUAACUCGCUCUUGCGCAUGCGCACAAUUCACGAGUUAAAAAGGAACAAAAAACGACGGUUUAAACAAGCAAGUCCAAACAAGUCACCAUUUUUUUUUUUUCACUCACCUAAUGCAGUGAUGAACAUUUUUUGUUUAAGAACUUGUGGCCAACCGGAGAAUAAAGUCACUGAAACGGAAAAAGGUGCGAAAAUCGCACCUAUUGUUUUGCCUUCAACAGCGAGGUUUAUUUGCUUCAAUAGACCAAAACACAAAAACGCGAGCCUGACAAUAGUCUAAGAAAACCAAAACCAACCCGCCUUUCUAUAUAAUCUCAACAUCGAUAUUUUUUUAAUAUAACCAGAAUUUGUGGCAUUGAAGUCGAUAGUGAGUUCCUCAUUGACAACGCAAUAAUGUCGGUUGGUAUUUUGUUCGCUUUUUCUUUUCGCUUGCUGUAUGGAGCCUUCCAAACAAAAGUCCCAACAAAAAAAUGUGCCAGAGUGUGCUGCCGGCCAACUACGCAACACCCGUCAUUGACCAAGCGAAAAUAAAACUCUAUAAAUUUAAACCGCUAAUCGUCAUAAACUGCUCACCCCUGACGCUACUGUUUAUAUUCCUAUCCCAUCUUCCAUACUGCAUCAGCCAAUCUGCCGCUCAAGUCCUUUUACCUUGCCUUUCUGUCUGCGUUUGCUGUUUCUGCGCACUUCAAGCGGAAAAAGUGAUAUCAGUCAAGCGUAAAAAGGUGCGAAAAUAACACCUUUUUGUUUUCUUGGCUUGCAUACUCUUUUAUACUCAUCGCGCUAAUAGUUGAACAUUGACAACGCGAGAAGAAAUUUUCAGCAGAAUACAAUUUAGACUUCUGCGAUCAGUCCUUAAGGCCUGCCUGCGUAAACGGGCCUUAAGGAAAACAAAUAUUGAGCGAACACAGCUUAACUGCGUCCUGUCCUGGCUUAUAAGCUCUAGACCGCAUUUUCAAUCACUCCAAGCUACUCGCGGCCCCUUGCCGUGAAAACAUGAACUGAAAACAAACUAUUAUGUCACAAGCGGCUGAAUUCCAAUUUAUUUUAUACUGACGGCUUAUCUUGCCUCUGAAGAAGUCAGAGGAAGUUACUUCAAGAGAAAAUACAUUAACGGUCCGCUCGUUUCAAACACUGUAUGACAAUCGUUACCCUGGACAAUUACUGACGGUUAUAGCGGGUUUCGCCCAUAACGAGUUUCGCACAUAUCGUUUCGCCCAGAACGAGAAUGGUUUCGCCCAGAACAAUAAAGGUUUCGCCCAUAAGUAAAACUUCUACACUCUCACUCGGAAAACGUCAACCUUAUAAACGUUUGUAUGCACAGAAUGAAGAAAAGUGACUUGACCUAAGAUCAUGAAAUUUUGAAACGAACAAGUUACUGUUGAAACGAACAAGUCAAUUUUUUUUUUUUGUACACGGAAGAUAAGUUCCGCACGCCAGCUUAUGAAUGAACAUUGUAUGAACAGAAAACAAAAGCCCGGUUACCGGGCUCAUCUAAAGCAUAUGUCUAAAGAGGCCCUUAGCCUGGAUAAUCACUGACUGUCAGUCUGGGCGAAUCGAAUUUAUGCCUGGGCGAAACCAUUCUCGUUAUGGGCGAAACGCUUCUUGGGCGAAACUCUGUGUGGGCGAAACCCGCGGAUACCUUACUGACUAACCCCUGUUAGUCUGUUCAAAUUUUCCCAAGUAGACUACCGCUGGGGAAAAAUGUCAUCGCCGACAAUUUGCCGAAUGAAUCCGAAUCAAGCAGAGUAAAAGCUCGUGAUACUAAAUAGAAAAGUCCCUAAGGAUGGAUAACAAAAGGCCAAUUGUAUUAAAAAAUCCCAACCAUAACAAUAGGCAAAGUUUGAUAUGAUUUGCUUAUCAAAACGCUGGAAAAAUUGCAGGAUUUCGACGAUGUUGUAAAGCUACUUCCCCAGUUCCUUCGAGAGAACUCGAAAGAUGAUAAAGAAGACAUCUAUUCUAUACUGUGGGACUUUGCUGGACAGUCAGUUUAUUACGUGACGCACCCCAUCUUUCUCACGAGAAGAGCAAUCUACUUCUUGGUUUAUGACUUGAGUAGAAAUCCAAGCGACAAAGCCAAACCAUUGGUGAAGCGGGGAGUUUAUAGAGAAAUUGAAGAUAGAUAUAAUCUAAAAACGAACUUUGAUUAUUUAGACUUUUGGAUGAGUUCUUUGGCUUCCUUAGUGAGUGAUUGCCAACAAGUGGAACCCGAAAAGUUGGUGCCAUUGAGGAAAUUCCCCGCCGUUUUCCUGGUGUGCACACAUGCUGAUCAGCCCUAUUGCGAUCAUAAUCCAUUUAAACUAGCCAGUGAAAUAUUUGGCGACUUAAAGAACAAGCCAUAUGGUGCCCACUUGUUUGACGUAUUUUGUGUUGAUAACACUAAGUCAGGCACUGAAUCCGAAUGUAAAGAAAUUGUGCGCUUACGAGAGGCUGUACAUGUCGUUUCUAGAGAGUUACCACACGUAACCGAAGCUAUUCCGAUCAAGUGGUUGAAAUACGAAAAUGUCCUUCGCGUCCUUAUGGAAAAGGAUCAGAAGUUCAUCUCUCUCUCUCGACUGCGAAAAAAAUCGCUUCCAAGUGUUGCAACAUUAACGACAACGAGGUACAGACAGUGCUUACCUUUUUUCACGACCUGCAAGUAUUGA